GAAGAAACCGGCUCUGGAUGCAUGACGAAGGCUGUAUCGCAACGCUAGGACCACUGAUCUGACGAUCCAAGCACAAAAUGGUACGAACUCACACAAUCACAUGAAGUACCGGGACUCAUCAACUCAUGCCCCUCCCCUCGUCCGGUGUCUGAUGUGCUGUGAUGCGUGUGUGUGCAGGAUGAAGCACUCCGUCAGGAGCGUGCUGCCCAGUACCGACAAGCGCAUGGGCAGCCGGCCGGGCCUGACCAGGUGUUCCUCCUCCCUGGCAAUGCCCGCAACUGGAUGCCCAACUGGGGCGGCGUUGGCGGGGUGCUGGGCACAUCCCGCAACAGGAAGUGGCUCAUCGGUGGCGGCUGCUGCUUCCUCGUGGUGGUCUUGAUCUUGAUUCUGCUCUCGCUGGGCGCCGUCCGACCGACCGAGUACGGCCUGGUCUACAAUGCGAUAACCAAGAACGUCGACACGAGGCACGUCUAUCACGGCGGGCGGCACUUCAUCUGGCUGUUCCACUCGUUCAUCCCCUUCCCGGCAAUUUUGAGAACGAUAGAGUUCUCUGACUAUCAUCACAUUCCCGGUGCGGCGCAUUUCGAUCCGCUCAAGACGAGGACGCCCGAGGGGCUGCAGAUCGUCCUGUCUGUCGCCCUGCAAUACCGCCUGAUCAAGUGAGUCGGCAGGCACACAGCGGAGAAACGCUGCGUGUGGUGAGGUGUCGGUCUCCGUAUGUGAGGGUCUGUGUGUGUGCGUGUUAUAUAGGGAUGAGGUGGGGACUCUGUACACGAGGGCGAAUGUGCAGUAUGAGAGCCUCUUCAUGCAAAAUGCCAGAGAUAUCCUGCUCAAGGUGUGUUGGGUGCACGCACAGAGGGAGGGAGGGAGGGAGGGAAGGACACACAAACAUGGACACACACAGAGCCACAUGGGGGUGGGUGUUUUCAGACUGUGUCUCGUUACAACGCCACGAGCUGGUGGCUGGAGCGAGCCAGGAUCGGCCGGGACAUGCUGGAGCGAGCCAAUGCCACGCUCACAUCCCUCCACGCACACGUGAGCACACAACUAUUGCCACCAACACGCAGCGAAUGGUGUGAGGAUGUAUAUAUGUGUAUGUGUAUUGUGCCGGCUGUGUGGUUUGGCUGAGUCAGGUGGAGAUGCUCCAGAUCCUGCGCAUCGACUUGCCGGCCGAUUGGGAGAAGAAGAUUGUCGAGACGCAGGUCGCCCAGCAGCAGAUACAGACCGAACAAAACAAACAGCAGGUACUUAUCUGCCCACACACGCACAACGAUCUUUCCCUCCUCCAUGGAUGCCCCCCUCUGUCUCUGUGUGUGCAGGCGGCGCGCAUCCGUGCGCAGACCAAGGUGAUUGGUUCCGAGUUCGCCAGAAACGUCACCGUCAUCAACGCGGGGGCAGUCGCCAACGCCACAUACCUCAAACAAAAGGCAAAGGUCAGCCUGGCCGGGCUUGCUGAUGUGAUGUGUGUGGGUCAAUCCAAUCCACACAUGGAGCCAUGGUCGUGUGUGUGUGUGUCUGUGUGUGUGCAGGCCGAGGCGGUACAGCGUCAGCUUGACACGGAGGCCUACACUCUGGCUAUGGCUGCACAGCUGCUGGGGGCAACGCCAGAAGAGAUCGUCAGGUCAGCCACACACGCACACAACACGACACACACACACACACAGAGACCACGGUAGCUAUGCAGUGCACGUACCGGCCGUCUGUUUGGUCUGCUGCUUUCAUGCAGGUAUCAGCAGAUGGCGACGUACGCCUCGCUGGCCAACGCGACUUUCCUCUACGGCAUGGACAAGUCCUUGACGCCACUGAUCAACAUCCCCUCGGCCCCGCCCAUCGGCAACCCACCUCCCCCGCCCCUCCCCAACGGCCCCAUACAGCCCAACGACUCCCGCUCUCUCCUGCAGACCUGUGAGGACGAGUCAUGCUGGAACAGACCGCUGCUGCUUUGAUUUGAUGAAGGGAUGUGUGGUUCGUUCAUGUGUGUACCCUGGUCGUGUGGCAGCGUGAUGGCUGGACGUGUGGCGUGGCGGUUGUCUGUCUGGCCAGAUCAGAUCUUUUUAAGCUUUUUCGUCUUGCCUGCCUUGUAUCGUCAGUCAGCGAGAAAGGACUUGUGCGUCCAUCACACAGACAGAAAGGGGAGGAGGCAGGCAGUGAGUGUAUCAUCUCGUGCUGUGGUGUGGUGUGGUGUGCGGCUGUCUGUGUGAGUGAGGGGAGGCCGUGGGUGCGGUGCGUGCGAUUGACGGCCGAUUGUGACAUAGUUGAGGACCAUCGGUGACUGACGCCAUGUAAUGUUAUGACCAAGUCAGUCCAUCCAAGCAUCAGCUGAG
Molecule: messenger RNA, 2324 nt
Organism: Vitrella brassicaformis
Lineage: Eukaryota; Vitrellaceae
Source: the annotation of a GenBank genome assembly